This is a messenger RNA of Phytophthora infestans T30-4, 234 nucleotides long. RefSeq lists its product as uncharacterized. The transcript has 2 exons. The coding region runs from base 1 to 234 and encodes 77 amino acids. Lineage: Eukaryota; Oomycota; Peronosporomycetes; Peronosporales; Peronosporaceae. The record is from RefSeq and is a predicted model, not a curated record.
AUGACGUUCGCGCACGGUCAACCAAAGCUGCUCUUUCGAAUUCCGGAGCCCGAAUUGGCCCAAAGUAACAACAUUUCGACCAUAAGAGACAUUGACCGAGGCCAUCACAAGCAGGAUGGCUGUAUUGGUUUCGCGCACAUCAGCGAUCUGCGGGUCCUGAGAAUGGAGUAUCGACUGAUUACCACGUCGUUUGCAUCGAUGCUCACGUCCGAGGUGACGGUCAAUUCGCGCUGA